Messenger RNA from Diuraphis noxia (Russian wheat aphid), 3171 nucleotides. RefSeq names its product acetyl-coenzyme A transporter 1-like. Gene Ontology annotation, biological process: acetyl-CoA transmembrane transport. Lineage: Eukaryota; Metazoa; Arthropoda; Insecta; Hemiptera; Aphididae. The record is from RefSeq and is a predicted model, not a curated record. Gene Ontology annotation, molecular function: acetyl-CoA transmembrane transporter activity. Gene Ontology annotation, cellular component: membrane.
UAAAAGGUUGGAUUUGCUGCAACCGACCAUGUGUCGCCAUUAAAACUGAUUGACGCUGGUGUAUCAAAAGAUGACAUGAUGAUAAUACAUACAUCAAUAUGUGUAGGAAAAAUUAUUUUGCCUCUCGUUAUUGGAAAAUAUACUUCAGGUCCAACACCAAUGAAUUUAUACAUAAAAGUUAUUCUGAUUAAAUUAUUUUGGAACAUUGCAUUUAUUAUACUAAUUUAUUAUACACCUGCAGCAUUGAUAAAAAAGAAUGGGACAGUAAAUAUUCCAAUGUAUUACUACGUGAUAUUAGUAAUUAUAUUAUCAAUACAGGAAAUCUUAAAUUAUAGUGUGUUUGUGGCUUUAUUAGCUUUUUACUCUAAGAUAAGUGACCCUCGUUUUGGUGGUACUUACAUGACAUUAUUAAAUACCCUAUCAAAUUUGGGAAGUGCAUGGUCAACUUUCACGGCACUUGAAAUCGUAGAUUUGUUAACGUUCAAAGAAUGUUCAUUUGAUUCCAAGAAUAAUUGUUCUACACUAGAUCUCCAAAACACUUGCAUAACAAACGGAGGUGACUGUGUCGUAACAAUAAACGGAUAUUACAUAGAAAUGACACUGUGUACCAUUUUUGGAAUCUUGUGGUACAGUAUUUUCAAAAAUAUACUUAAAAAUCUUCAAACAAAAUGCCCAUCUCAGUGGUUGGUGAACUACGCGAAACAACCAAUUACAAACAAUGGCAAAAAUGUAUUUACCAUUACUGUGACCUAAUAAUAUUUUUAAUGGUUUUUUACGUGAAAAAAAAACAGUAUUGUAUGAACCUAUUAAUCGUUCUGCGUAUUCYUUCAAUAAUCAAUUUCGACUACACAAUAGUACAUUCACUACCUUUAUAUGUUGGUAACAUAUUUCAAACAUAUUUUAAUGGUGUCGAUGGCAAAACUAAUUAAUAUAGUCCAGUCGAAUUAGGUUUUCAGCUCGGAAAAUUUUCCACCUAGCUGAAUUUUGGUACACACUUUUAUGACAUCGUUUUAAACAACGUGUAAAAAGUCACCAUCUAUAUCAUAUACACAUUAAAGGUUAUUCAAGGUCAAAGGUCACGAAAUUAGCCUUUUUUGAAUAUCUCGCUUUUUAUGAGUCGUGCAAUAAAAAGUUCAGGUUAUAAACUGUAGAAAAACUAAUUAUCUACAAAAAAGAUCUCAUAACAUUUUCACAUAAAAGUAAUAGUUUUUGCAUUAUAAGACCAUCAAAAUGUACACUUUUAAUGAAAUAUGAAUGAUUUGCUAAAGACAACUAGCCUUUGCGUUAAUAUCUCGUUACGUUUAUAUUGGUUUUACGAAAAAAACUUUCAAACAAAAAUUAUAAAGGAUAAAAUUAUCUACAAUAUGGUUAUACAUAUAUAUAUCCAAUCGCUCUUUCGGUAUACGAAUUUCAACGUUAACCAUACAAAAUUACGAUAAUAUUAUAUAUUAAUAUAUGUGUAUAAUAUAAUAUACACGAUGAUAAGAAUGCAUUCGUUUCCACACCACCAUUGAGGUAGAAGCUCGGCGAGUUUUUUUAUGUUCCCCAGUAGGCCUAAUCCAUGUAAUCAACAAUUGUAUCAUAGAAAAGUUAUCUAAUAGUCAAAAAAAAUUAAUUAAUAUUACAUUUUAAUUGUUAUUAAUCAUCAACCUCGCACUCGUUUUCWUGCAUUUCUUCUUCUUCUUCAUCUUUUUCAUUUUCUUCAUUUUUGUCUACAUUUUAUGGAYUGUCUUCUCCAGAUAUAUCCGCUGACAAAAAGUCAAGUGGGUCUAUWUCGUUAUCUAAAGCAUUGUCAAAACUUGAAUUAAAGCAUGACUGACCGCGACAAUGUCCACAAAUAAUCGAACAUUUGAUACCAAUUUUUUUGUAACUGCAGUUAGUACCACGGCCUUUUUUACAGUUACAAAACUCAUAUUAACCAAUUCAUUUGGUGUGGGUGGUAAAAAUGUCGUUAUAGGCUCCAAAACAUUGUUAUUCAUCGCCCACCCCCAAUAUUCCGGGUUUGRAACCUAUUGUGCCCAUCCAAAUUUGUACUUGAUAAUAAACUCGAAUCAGAUACUGUUGGGUGGCGCUAUUUGUUGGUGGUAUAGAAAUGAUAAUGAUGAUAAUGAUGUUUAUUUUUUCUGGUCAGUUUARCAAAAGUUAUGCAUCUGUAAUUAUCGAUGGAAAACACUUGUUUUGGGCAAUAUACAUUGUCAAAAUAAAUUGAAUUCCAUGUUAGAAAAUGUCUUGAAUGGAGCAAUUUUCUUUUGUGGACAUUGCUGCUGUACUUUGAAGGUGUGGACGAUUUUUUAAUAAUUUUAUAACGUUUACCUUUCCUUUAUUAAAAAAUGUAGCUGUCGUAUCACAUCCUGUAACAGCGUACAAAAAUAAAAUAAUAUGUUCUUUACCAAAAUGGUAGUGAUGACUAAUAUUAGAUGGGUAUAUUUUUGUGUCAAGUUUUCCUUUACCUGGUUUUAGAAAAAAAAAAUUGUUUUGGUACGGAGUGCGUUCUCUUUUYGAUAAUAUGGCAAUGUUUCUCUUGUGUGUAUAUUGUUUACGACACUYAACAUGAACAGUCACCGAUUUUAAAUUAUUCAAAAACUCAAAAUAUCCAUCGUCUCUUGCAUUGCAAGUGUUUUUCAACGUUUUUAAUCCACGCUCGACAUUUACAGUUUCRCCGACCGAUAGCGAGGUUUUAAAAUAAAACAAUUACCCGCCAUUUAGUAGGCUAUGUAAUAUAAACUUACGAAUAAGCAGUACUUAUAAAUAAAUUCAAAAUUCACAAAAAAAAUAUUCCCCAUAAACACGUGACGACGUUCGUACGGACUAAACUACUGAUAAGUACUAUAUACUGCAGUAGUAUUCAACCGGUAGGUCGCUACCCAUUUUUGGGUCGCGUAAUCUUUAAAAUUGGGUCUCAAUAARUCUUAUUUUWAAAAUAAAAAUUAUAUGUAUAAAAUUAUGUAAGGUAAAAAAAAAUAAUAAAAAAUAAUAUAAUCAUAAUGGAUAUCAAGUAUAAUGUUUUAUAUUACACUGGAAUGAUUCUACGUAGUAAGAUAUUGAGAUAAUAAUUUACGAAUAAACUGUGUUAUUUAUAGAAUUAAUAUUUAAUAUACAUUCUUAUCGUUAGAGUCCUAUUAUAGCAUGGCAAAUUUGAAAACGUCUUAAAGAAAUAGACUUGAAACUGAA